Molecule: messenger RNA, 344 nt
Organism: Homalodisca vitripennis (glassy-winged sharpshooter)
Lineage: Eukaryota; Metazoa; Arthropoda; Insecta; Hemiptera; Cicadellidae
Exons: 2
Coding region: 36-329 (97 amino acids)
Source: RefSeq, a predicted model, not a curated record
UCUCAUCGGACAAUCUUGUUAAUACCACAAUUCUGAUGUUCCAGGCGUAUGCGGCCAAGAGGGGAGGGCAGGAGGCGCUGCUAGAAAGUAUGAACACAAAGUACUACUACUACACCAGGACCAAAGGACUCUUCAGAACAUGCUUCCCUAAGGAGCGACCUGCUACCAUUGAGACCUACCUGAGCCCUGUGGAGACACACUGUAUCAACAUAGAGUACUUCCUGGCAGAUGUAGACAACCAAACCAAAGGCUUCUCCGAGGAUGCGAUGACCAGGCUACGUGAGUAUCUCAGUUCUAUCAGUGAUUACUAUUAUUACUUUCAGAGGUAACAUUGCGAGUGAUUU